AUGUCGGGACCUUCUGAGGAGUUAAGCUUGGAUAUUUUUGUCUUUUGGCUGGGAUCAUCUGUCCUAAGCAUAACCCAUUUGUUACACGUGAGACGGGACAGAUUUGGUUUUCCUUUGUGUAGGACCAUUGGCAGCAUCACUUAUUCUGAAACACCGACAAUUCCCUCUGAAUUUUUGUCUCUUUUACUUUUAACCUUAGGGCAAGAUGUCCAUGGAGCCUUGGAAAAUCCCAUGGUGGAUACAAGCCUGUUGGAAGAAUUUAUUAGUAGUGACAUAGAGUUUGGAACUUUGCAAAGCCAGUUGCCAGACUCCCCACCAGACUCUGGAUCAGAACCAUGUUCUCCACCACAGCUACAAACCCCAUGGUGUGAUGCUCUGCGGCCCAGUGGGCUGCAGCCUCCAUUCCCGUGCCCAUCUGUCGUGGCACCCAGCAAGCUUCCCUGUGGGUUCAUGGAGACUUUCUCUGACCCCAGUGCCAUGGGCUAUCCUUGCACCAUCUCCCAAGGCUGCUGCCUGAAGACAGGAAAUGCUGUGACUCCAUGGAAUCAUUCUACAUCCUCCAGCUGUUUGGGUUUUAAUUACUCAUACUUCCAGCCUAGUGCAUCUCAGAUUUCUGGUAUUUCUGCAGCAUCAAGCAAAAAAAGGAAGCUCUCCCAGUUACUAGAAGAUGGGAUUGAUUCUCCAGUGCAGUCUCAGGAUUCCAGACAAGCAACUGUAAAAGCCUAUGCUGCUGAAAUGCAAGAAUAUGACAGUGAUGGACAAAAUGCAGCUUUAGAAAAAUGCUGUCAAGCUCUUACAUGGCAACUAUAUCAAACUUCUCAGUGGAGCAGCUUAUUUGGCUCAAAUUAUGAAGAACUACCUGCUGUAGGAUAUCACAUUGUCACAGAUAAAGGAUUUAAUUUUUCAACAGCAGAUGAUGCCUUUGUGUGCCAAAAGAAGAAUCAUUUCCAAAUCACAGUUCAUAUUAGAAUCACUGGACAUCCGAAAUAUGUCAAAACUCAGCAGGGGAGGAAACCAAUAGAAAAGUUUUACUUGAAAGUUUAUGGAAUUAAGGCGGAAACUCCAAAUCAAACAAUUGCUAUUGAACAAUCUCAAUCAGAUCGAAGCAAAAAGACUUUUCAUCCUGUUAAAGUUGACCUGCCAGGGGACCAGAUAACUAAAGUAACACUGGGACGGCUGCAUUUCAGUGAAACAACAGCAAAUAAUAUGAGAAAAAAAGGGAAACCUAAUCCUGAUCAGAGAUACUUCAUGCUGGUAGUUGGACUGUAUGCUGUCUCUCAGGACCAGUUCUACUUACUCUCUGCAAAUGUCUCUGAAAAGAUCAUUGUGAGGGCAUCUAACCCCGGGCAGUUUGAGAAUGACAGUGAUGUCCUGUGGCAGCGAGGACAUGUUCCAGACACCAUAGCCUAUCAUGGUCGAGUAGGAAUUAACACGGACGCCCCAGACGAAGCGCUGGUUGUCUGCGGGAACGCCAAAGUUAUGGGCAGAGUCAUGCACCCAUCUGACAGCCGAGCAAAGCAGAAUAUCCGCGAGGUCGAUACAAAUGAGCAGUUGAGAAGAAUAACACAAAUGAGGCUGGUGGAAUAUGACUACAAGCCUGAAUUUGCAUCUGUUAUGGGAAUAAAAGAUACCCAUGAAACAGGAAUAAUAGCCCAGGAAGUGAAGAGGCUUUUACCUGAAGCUGUUAGAGAAGUUGGAGAUGUUGCUUGUAAUGAUGGAGAAAAAAUAGAAAACUUCCUCAUGGUUGACAAGGAUCAGAUCUUUAUGGAGAAUGUUGGUGCUGUAAAGCAGCUUUGUAAGCUAACAAACAAUCUUGAAGUCAGAAUAGAAGAAUUGGAACAGUGGAAUAGGAAACUGGCCAGACUGAAACGGAUUAACAGUUUAAAGUCAACAGUCAGUGAAGAAAGCAAAGUCAGCAGGUAUAGUCGAGCUAAUAGUACCUUGCCAUCAAUAAAAUCAGUCCCGCUAAAAUCCAGGAAGGUUUGUUUGUCAAAGACCAAAGAAUCUUGCUCCGUGAAGAUUUUCCGGGUGACUAUAAUAGCUUUGAUUGCUAUUAUGGCACUAUGUGCCUUGACAAUAUGGAGCCUAUAUUUACUUAGCAUUCAUGACAGCCGUUUUGAAAAGCAUCCAGUUUACAGGCAAGUAGUUAAAUUACCAUUAGUGAAUUCAAAUUAG
Messenger RNA from Sturnus vulgaris (Common starling), 2175 nucleotides. Lineage: Eukaryota; Metazoa; Chordata; Aves; Passeriformes; Sturnidae. The record is from RefSeq and is a predicted model, not a curated record.